ACUCAUCCGUGUGUCACUGCUGUUCCCUGCUAGACACUGAGAGAAAAGCACAUUCAAACAGCGAAAGAGUUGAAUUGAUAGUAACUUGUUCUGGGUGAUUUGGACUGGAGACAUGACCAAAGAGACUGAGACACUAGGACUGGUCUUUCAAAGUGAGAACUUCAGCUAUAACCAUUACACAAACUACAUGAUGGAGUCCUGGUCCUACCUGGACAACCCUGUUUCUGAACCAAAUCACUCCAAACCCAGACUGCACCCAGAAGACAACCUGGCAGCUCUAACAAUGCUUCAGGAGCAGUGCAGGAGCCAAAAGGUGCAGAAAAUCGCUCCUGGCAACCAUACCAGCAUCUGCAAGCCAAGCGAGAGAAGUCUGACCAACAUCAAUGAGCUUGCUGCACUUGAGUCAUCUCCCAAUGUCAUGAAGAUUCUCUCUGAAAGCGUUCCAGCUUCCCAUCCUCAGGAAGUGUUGGGAUCUAAGCACAUCACCUCCCUGCCCAUUUCCACCUCCUCAGACACAUUUGCCACCCUAACCAGUGUUGUAGCAGACACGUAUGACAAGCAGGAGCUUCACAACAUCUUUGACUCUUUGCUGCAGAAGUGGCCGGAGACCCCAGCUUUCCCUGACCCCACCGAGACUCUUCCCUACAGCGAUCCAUUCCCUGAAAACCACGCCAGCCCGGUCUAUUCGGGCUCAUACACCAGCUCCCCACCAGAGAGAUUCAGGAAUGAGUUCCAGUUUACCAUUGGAGCUCCCGCAGCUUCCUCUCACAAGUCCAGCGAGCUACCUAUGGUGUACAUGAACAAGGGCCAGUUCUACCCCAUCACUCUACAGGGGGUGGACAGCAGUGCCUGCCUCACAGCUACCAAAGUCAAGACCAUGGUAAUGGCUGUAUUUGAGAAUGACAAGAGCCCAGAAAUGCAGCUCCGUUUCUGGAAUCACUGGCAUGCACGCCAGCCAACUGUCAAGCAGAGGGUCAUUGACAUUGCCGACUUCAAAGAAGUGUACAGUGGCAUCAGCAACAUAGAAGAAGUGGCCUUCAAUGCUCUCUCAUUUGUGUGGAACCCUAAUGAGGAGGCCAAGGUGUUCAUCGGGAUUAACUCCUUGAGCACAGACUUCUCCUCUCAGAAAGGAGUGAAAGGCCUGCCGAUAAACCUACAAAUUGAUACUUACGACGUCAGCACAGGAACCAACCAACUCAUACACAGAGCUGCCUGCCAGAUCAAGAUUUUCUGUGAUAAGGGUGCAGAGAGAAAGAUGCGAGAUGAGGACAGGAAGAGAUCUAAGAGAAGGGGAAAGAGCAUUAAUGAUGCAAACAUUAACAGAGCUUUGGUAAACAGCUCCAACAGCAAUGAAAGCACCAUCUUCAAAACCCUGGAUGACCAUAUCACCCAGCCAGUUCUCUUCAUUCCAGAGACACACCUCUCCAGCUUACAGCGCAUGGUCACUCCGAUGGACGAAACUGAAAGAAAUUGUUUCAAGAGGUUGUAUCCAGACAGAGACCAGAGCAGCUCUCCACUCAACAAACAAGCUCGCAGAGAAGACCCACAAAAAGUUCUGCUAUACGUGAGAACAGGCAGUGAAGAAGUAUUCAACGCGCUCAUGCUCAGCUCACCAACCCUGUCUGGCCUACGACAAGCUAUUUCAGAAAAGUAUGGUUUGCAAAAAGACACCAUUGGGAAAAUCUACAAAAAAUGCAAGAGAGGGAUCUUUGUCAACAUGGACAACAACAUCAUUGAACACUAUACCAACCAGUCGGCCUACCUUAUUGAGAUAUCUGAUACGGUCUCCGGCCAGUUCCAAAUCACACUCAUUGAAGUAUAAAAAGUUGUCUAUUGAAGGAUAAACAAUCACAUCUGCCAGAAAAAGACAUCUCUAAAAGCACUGCCCUGUCAGGGACAAUGUAAGCUGUGGACUGCCAAUACCAAGAAGGGAACUGGACUGAAGAGACCUCCCUAGAUUUUCAGAUUUCAGAUCAUUUUAAUUCCCAAUUUUUUUGCAGCCCAAUUCUUUUGGUUUGUUAUUUGAAUUUCAUAUCUUAAUGUUAAAGCAAUUAUGAUGAACAGUCUGUAAAUAUACAUGUAAAUAGAAUUUAAUAUCGCAGUGUUUUAUAAACAAGUUAUGUGCAUGUCGCGAUCAAUUUUUCACAGAUUGCUAUGAAUUUCAAUUCCUUUUUUUAGCUCUAUAAAUGGUCAUAGAAAACAUCAUUUGUCUUCAAAUGAUGUUAUUCUUGCUGCUUUUAGUAUACUUAUCAUUUCCUCUACAAAAUUCAUUGGUGCGUUUUCAUACCCCACAAUCUUAAUUUGUUUUUUUCACUGCCAAAAGUAUCUUCCUGUAGGUUCCUAUUAGUUUCACAACUAAGAUUGAUUAACUUAAAGUCAGACAUUUCCACCCAUGAAACCACACAGGAAAUUAGUUGUAGACAUUUUUUUAGCCCAAAGUUGUGGACAUUUCUAUAUGGUAUAACCACAGAGUUUUUUUUUCCUGGGAACAACUCUGGAGACCUUUUUUUUCAUUUCUUUUUGCAUAACGCAUCAUUUCAAAGCAAAAAUGUAUCUUUUUCUUAUUAUUAUUUUAUUGUUAUACCAUGGCUAGACUGAUCAUUAGUCAUUUAUUCCCUCUUUUGUAAGAAAAUAAAGAAAAUGAAUU
Melanotaenia boesemani (Boeseman's rainbowfish) is the source of this 2647-nucleotide messenger RNA. RefSeq names its product grainyhead-like transcription factor 3 (gene grhl3). Gene Ontology annotation, biological process: regulation of transcription by RNA polymerase II. Gene Ontology annotation, molecular function: DNA-binding transcription activator activity, RNA polymerase II-specific; RNA polymerase II cis-regulatory region sequence-specific DNA binding. The record is from RefSeq and is a predicted model, not a curated record. Gene Ontology annotation, cellular component: nucleus. The transcript is spliced from 15 exons. The coding region runs from base 113 to 1822 and encodes 569 amino acids. Lineage: Eukaryota; Metazoa; Chordata; Actinopteri; Atheriniformes; Melanotaeniidae.